GUCCUUGCCGGGUCGUCCAGUUUUUAUAAGGUCGCUUGUGUGAUUCGUCUCUUUCAUGAUUGAACCUUUGCCGGUGGUGUGGCAACUGGACUUUAGCUGAGGUUCUGAAUUGAAACGAUCUCAUUACAACAAUUAAUAGAAACAGACCUUGAAUAAGUCACUGAGUGAAAUAAGCCCUUAUACGAAUCCAGCAUGGAGACGUCCAAAGAGCCACACUUGCCCGUACUACAAGAAGGAGCCAAGUCAUUAGGCAGUGACCUUCGACCUUUAACCUCUAGUAGUAGAUUGGCUGCAACCUACCAGGCUACAGUAGAUUUCACCGCUGGUGCUUUAGGUGGAGUAGCAUGUGUUUUAGUCGGCCAGCCGUUCGAUACAGUCAAAGUGAAACUCCAGACGUAUCCACAGCUCUACCCGAGCGCCAUCAAAUGCUGCAAACAGAUCCUAAAGAAUGAAGGGAUACCUGGUUUAUUCCGCGGAACUAUGCCUGCCAUGGCAGCUAAUGUCGGGGAAACUUCUGUAUUAUUCCUAUGCUAUGGUCUAUGCCAGAAGUUUGUCUGCCGAGUGUCGGGAACGGACAGUAUAGAAAAAUUAAGCACUUUCCAGAAUGCGUCGUCGGGUUUUGUGGCAGGUUUCUUCUCGUCGUUAGUCCUUUGCCCGACGGAGCUCGUCAAAUGCCGUCUUCAGGCUAUGACUGAGACAAUGCAGACGUCUCAGAAACAUACACAGAGAGUAGGUCCUUGGCAAAUCACCAAAAGUAUUAUCCGAAAUGAUGGUUUUAGGGGAAUGUUUCAAGGACUAGGGAGUACAUGGCUGCGUGAGAUGCCGGGAUAUUUCUUCUUCUUUGGAGCUUAUGAGAUUUCUAGAACAAUGUUAACACCGAAAGGAACCAGUAAAGAUGAUCUCGGUCCAUUUCGUCUGAUGAUCUGUGGUGGAAUGGCAGGAGCCGGACUAUGGACAGCAAUAUAUCCUAUUGAUUUAGUCAAAUCAAGAAUACAAGUCAGGUCUGCAACGGAGAAAAUGCCGGGCUUCUUCAGAGUUACCAUGGAUAUCAUUAGAAAAGAAGGUAUUUUGAAACUCUACAGCGGUCUGGCUCCCUGUGUUCUACGAUCGUUCCCCGCCAAUGCCGCAUUGUUCUUAAUGUAUGAGUGGAGCAGGAAACAAAUGAUGUUGCAUCGACCAGAAUGGGCGUUAUGAGAGCAACAUUGAGUGCGCUCUAAUAGAGAAUUAUAUAGUAGGUUUGAUGGUAGUCUUGGCCCAAGAUGUUAGUGAUCGAUAGUGGAUAGUGUACUGCGCUCGGCUGUAAAUCUUUUAGCACGCCCUCUUACAUUAUGAUUUUACCAACUUGACUUGCUAUCACUAACAAGAGGGCGUGCUAUACUGAUUUGCAACCAAG
Asterias rubens (European starfish) is the source of this 1393-nucleotide messenger RNA. RefSeq names its product mitochondrial ornithine transporter 1-like. Bases 193 to 1194 code for a protein of 333 amino acids. NCBI's taxonomy places the organism in Eukaryota, Metazoa, Echinodermata, Asteroidea, Forcipulatida, Asteriidae. Gene Ontology annotation, biological process: mitochondrial L-ornithine transmembrane transport. Gene Ontology annotation, molecular function: L-ornithine transmembrane transporter activity. The record is from RefSeq and is a predicted model, not a curated record. The transcript has 6 exons.